AUGGCCGCCUUUGGCUUGAAUCCAGCUUCGGCAGUGAAGUUGCUCCUGCUGGCGCUGCUGAUACCACCAGUCUCACGCUACCUCGCGGGCAGGUACUAUGCCCUGUCGCGCAUCUACGCCAACAGGCCGCACAAGCUACCACCUGUGAAUGCAUCCUUUGUAGCGGCCACGAGGGCGGGCGGCGGCAGUCACGCAGUCUUGUUCGCCGACCGGAUCCGGAACUGUGAGGACGGGAUCGUGGUGCCCGAGCUCGGCGUCGCCUUCCUGAGCUGCGAUCCCGGUCGCGACGGCUGGAAUACCGUCAUGGGCGCGUUCGCCGAGGAUCAGGACGCCAAUCCCGGCGGGGAGAUCUGGCUGUACAGGUAUUCAAAGGACGUGGUCGCUGCAGACGGUGAUGCAACGAUGAGGCUGCAUAGGCUUGGCCUCUCCGGCUUCCCGCAGCCUAAGUUGUUUCACCCCAUCGGUAUCGCUUUCGACCAUCCGACCAAGACCCUCUUUGUGCUGAACAACGACGUGCGGGGCCCGCGGUUAGAAGUGUUUCGUUACAAGCAGUCGAUAAUAUCGCCUUCGCUCAACCACCUGGGGACCAUAGAGGAUCCGCUGAUAUACUCGCCCAACUCGGUCGAGGUGGUCAGCAGCACCGAGCUCUACAUCACCAACGACCAUCAUUUCCCGGCGCGCUAUCAUCCGACCCUGUCCACCCUGGAGAAUUAUUUGCUCUUGGCAAAGGGUACGGUGGUGCGGGUGAAGUUGUCGUCAAAAGAGCCGUCGACCGUAGAGUCCAUACGCACCGUCGCGUCGCUCCCGUUUCCCAACGGCAUCGCGCAACUCAAUGAGUCCACAAUGGUUGUUGCUUCGACCAGCACGGCCAGCAUUCACUUUUACAGCUUGGGUGAGAAUAAAAAGGAAGGCAAGGAAGAGCAUCUGCCGCUCACUGGCAUGGUCAAGUUGCCAUUCCUGCCAGACAACCUGUCAGUUGAUCAAAAGGGCAAGCUAUUAAUCGCAGGCCACCCGUCGCCGCCGGAGCUAAACCAAGUCAGCCGGUCGCGGGCGCUGUGCCAGGACGAACGGGCACGGAGCCCCAAGGCCAAGGAGCCGAAGCAUUGCCGCAAAGCCAUGGCGCCGAGCUGGGCGGCCGAGUGGACAGAGGCUGACGGGUUGAAGGAUCUGUACGUCUCCAGAGGUGGGGAGGCGGGUGGUUACGGAACGACUGCGACGGCCGUCAGGGACUGUACGAGAGGGGUUGGGUUUCUGACUGGCUUGUAUGACGAAGGGAUUUUGGUUUGGAGGGAAUGA
Pyricularia grisea is the source of this 1296-nucleotide messenger RNA. RefSeq lists its product as uncharacterized. The record is from RefSeq and is a predicted model, not a curated record. The transcript is spliced from 2 exons. Bases 1 to 1296 code for a protein of 431 amino acids. NCBI's taxonomy places the organism in Eukaryota, Fungi, Ascomycota, Sordariomycetes, Magnaporthales, Pyriculariaceae.